Messenger RNA from Rhagoletis pomonella (apple maggot), 555 nucleotides. Its product is annotated as merozoite surface antigen 2-like. Bases 1 to 555 code for a protein of 184 amino acids. The transcript has 2 exons. NCBI's taxonomy places the organism in Eukaryota, Metazoa, Arthropoda, Insecta, Diptera, Tephritidae. The record is from RefSeq and is a predicted model, not a curated record.
AUGGUAAUGGCAAUGGCAUUGGAAAUGAUAAUAGUAGGCAAUGGCAAUAUUAACGCUAAUGGUAAUGCUUAUAGUAAUGGUAAUUGCAAUAGUAAUGAUAAUGGUAAUGUCAAUGGUCAUGGUAUUGGUAAUGGUGAUGGUAAGGGUAAGGGUAAUAGUAGUAGUAAUGGUAGUCGUAACGGUAAUUGCAAUGGCAAUGGUAAUGGCUAUGGCAAGGGUAAUAGUAAUGGCGAAAAUGGCAGUAGCGCUUUGCACGCCAGCCAGCCAGCCAGCCAGUCAACCAGCCAACCAACCAGCCAGCGGCCACUCAAAGGCGAAAGCGUUCGUAAGCCACCCCGCGCGCACGAACUGAAAGAAAGGCGAAAGAAAUGUGGCAUGCGAUCGAAUGUGGCAAUGCAAAUCGUGUCGAUUUGUUCAAAUCAAAUUGAAAUUUACCGUAAGGUUGAAGAAGAUCAGCGCGCACCGACGACGCAGCGGUUGAGUAGUGCACGAGACGGCACGCAACAACGCCGCUACAAGUCCAACCACCAACAGCAACAACAGCAGCAAUUGUAG